Gastrolobium bilobum is the source of this 747-nucleotide messenger RNA. RefSeq names its product transcription factor KUA1-like. NCBI's taxonomy places the organism in Eukaryota, Viridiplantae, Streptophyta, Magnoliopsida, Fabales, Fabaceae. Gene Ontology annotation, molecular function: DNA binding. Gene Ontology annotation, biological process: response to gibberellin; response to ethylene; response to auxin. The transcript is spliced from 3 exons. The record is from RefSeq and is a predicted model, not a curated record. The coding region runs from base 1 to 747 and encodes 248 amino acids.
AUGGCGAGGAAAUGCUCAUAUUGUGGAAACUUAGGUCACAAUUCAAGGACUUGCAAUAACAGUCUCAGUCAAAGAGAGGACUUUAAUGGUGGACUAAAGCUUUUUGGAGUGCAACUUGACGCUUAUUCUUCUUCAUCAUCCUCCACUUCUUCUUCACCUUGUUAUUUUUCCAUGAACACAAGUUUCAGCAACGAUUUCAUGCUAUCUUCACGGACAUCAUUAUCUGUACCCUCCUCGCUUUUCCAGCUUGGUGCAAAUGAAAAUUCAGAUAGUUACUUAUCAACAAUCCAAGACAGGAAAAAAGGUGCGCCGUGGACGGAGGAAGAGCACCGUGUAUUUCUUAUAGGGCUUGAGAAGCUGGGGAAGGGUAACUGGAGAGGCAUAUCUAAAAGUUUUGUGACAACAAGAACACCAACCCAAGUGGCAAGUCAUGCACAAAAAUAUUUUCUCCGUCAAUCUCAGAAUAGCUUCAAUGGAAGAAAACGCCGUCCUAGCCUGCUUGAUGUGAGUAAAUUAAACUGGUUUACUAAUUUGACAUCAAAUGGUAUAGACUGCAUCAGCCAAUUGAGUAGAAAUAGAAUUUUUCUUUCUCAGUGGCAUUCACAUCCUCCUCAUUCAGUGCUGAAUUGGCCAAACUCUUCAACAAAUUGCACUCUUCAAAGCGCAGCCCCUGAUUUAGAACUCAAACUUGCAACUCCCACACCAUUGGAGCUAAAAGAGGAAUGCUCUGCAGGCCAUUUGAGUUGA